AUGGAAAAUGAAAGUGAAGAAGGAAGGUCAAUGGGUGUGGGAAAUGAGGAACUUGAGGGCGUUGAGCAUGUGCAAACAGAAUUAAGUGCAGAAGACACAAUAGUGACACAUGAAGACGCUGAUAUUGAGGACUUGCAAGACAUUUUGGGGUCCGAUGAAGAUGGCAUUUAUGUAGAGGAGCCAAGAGAACUGGAUGAUUUAGAUGAGUCAUAUUAUGGAAAUUCAGAAUACAGUUUGGAUGGCAAUAAUCCAGUACAUUCUAGUAUGUUAGAGUCAGAUGAAAAUAAUGUUGAUGAUGAGGGCCAGCAAAGCCAAGAAGGUUCUGAAGAACUUAUACCAAUUGACUGUAAGGAAGACUACAUGCAGUUAGAUUUCUAUUCUGUAGGCCCUUCUGAAUUUAAGAAUUUUCAUUUUGCAAAUGUGGAGGUUGCUUAUGAGUUCUACCACUGGUAUGGAAGAAAUAAUGGGUUUUCAGCGUGUAGAGGAACAAUACGCAGGAACACAAAGGGUGAACCUGUUCAACAAACCUUUUUGUGCCACAGACAGGGUUUUCGUGAAGACAGAGGGAUCCCUGAUGAGAUGCGAAUGAGACAACGUAAAACUGAUUCUAGAUGUGGGUGCCAAGCUAAAUUUCGGGUUCACAUUGAUACUAUCUCACAACGAUGGUAUGUAAGUUGUAUUGAUGAUGGACAUAACCACGACUUGGUGCCGAAACAACAUGGUGGCAUAUUAGCUGGGCAUAGGAAAAUGAGUGAAGCAGAUAUUAUGUCGAUGAACUCGUUCAUGAAGUGUAGUAUUAGUGCACCUGAAAUAUUCAAUUCUUUUGCUACUCAAGCCGGCGGUUAUGAGAAAGUAGGUUUUGGGACGAAAAAUAUGUUAAAUCAGCUUGCGAAGCAAAGGCGGGCUUGUUACUCAUAUGGUAAGAAUGCAAUAGAGUAUCUAAGAUGGUUGGGUUUGAAUGAUCCGCUUAUGUUUCAGGGGCACACAGAGAAUGCUGAACAUGGACUUGAGAAUUUAUUCUGGUGUGAUGGAAUAAGCAGGAUGAAUUACAAAGUGUUUGGGGAUGUACUAGCAUUUGAUGCUACAUACAAAAAGAACAAAUAUCGUCGUCAUGUGGUGAUAUUUUAUGGUGUUGAUCAUCAUAACCGAACAAUUAUAUUUGCUAGUGCUAGUGUCGAAAGAAACGGAGCAAACCUAUGUCUGGUUAUUACAACAGUUGCAAUUCCUGAUUUUUUGAAAAGGUUUAAGAGCUGUAUGUUAAGUGAUUACGGUAUCGGUGAAUUCAAGCGAAGGUGGGCAGCAAUGGUCAAAGAGUUGGAGUUGCAUGAUCACCCUUGGGUUAGUGAAAUGUAUGACAAACGAGAAAUGUGGGCUACAACUUACUUUCGGGGAAAGUUUUUUGCUGGGUUUCGGACUUCAUCGCGGUGUGAGGGCUUUCAUUCUCAACUGUUGAAAUUUGUCCGGUUAAGGUACAAUUUAUCAGACUUUGUUCAACACUUUCAUAGAUGUCUCUGUUACAUGCGAUUUAAGGAAUUAGAAGCUGAUUUUGCUUCUGGUUAUGGAGUUACUGUGUUACAGACUAAUUUUAGAAGUCUGGAAAGGUCAGAAUCCACCUUACUUACUAAGGAGGUUUUCAACUUGUUUGUGCCUGUUAUUAGCCUUGCGUCUGAGAUGAUUGUGACUGAAUUUAGACGACCAACAGGGGAUGCAAGGUACAAAGUAGUACAGUAUACGAAGGAAUGUAAGGCUUGGAAUGUGUACUAUGAGCCAACCACAGGUGACUUUAGAUGCUCUUGUGAAAAGUUCGAAACAUAUGGCCUGCCUUGCGAGCACAUAUUGGGUGUAUUUGUAUUUCUUCACAUCACUGAAUUGCCCAAUAGUCUAGUCUCAAAAAGAUGGACUAAAGGUGCAAAGGAUGGUUUUAACUUUACAGCAGUGGAUGGAGGUAUGUUAUGGGAUUCUGAAUUGAUUGCUAGGUAUGUGUGUUUGGUAGAAUCAUGCAGGGAACUUUGUACAUUGGCUUCUAAGACUGCUGAAGAUUUCAACAAUGUUAAGGGGAAAAUUGCAACUGAAAAACAGUUGUUGAAAGACAAGGGUGUAACUGAAGAAGAUGGCGAUAUUGGUAGCACCUCAAAUGGUCUAGGUGGUUUGACUAAUGGAGGACCUGUAAGGAGACCCCGGCUUCGUACCACAUCAUCAGCUUCCGGUUUAACAACGAAACGUACAAUAAGAUGUAGUGCAUGUAGGGUCGCUGGGCACAAUAGAUUGACUUGUCCAUUGUUAAGGGACAUGGACAUUAACAUUGACAAUGAGAGCGACGAUAUGGAUGAAGACAUGGAUGAAGCUGACGUCAAUUUGUCUACUGAACAUGAAGAUGUCGAAUAUGAGGGCAUUGACCACGUUAUGACGUUUGUUAUGUGA
Lotus japonicus is the source of this 2421-nucleotide messenger RNA. RefSeq names its product protein FAR1-RELATED SEQUENCE 5-like. Gene Ontology annotation, biological process: regulation of DNA-templated transcription. Bases 1 to 2421 code for a protein of 806 amino acids. The transcript has 5 exons. Gene Ontology annotation, molecular function: zinc ion binding. The record is from RefSeq and is a predicted model, not a curated record. Lineage: Eukaryota; Viridiplantae; Streptophyta; Magnoliopsida; Fabales; Fabaceae.